Molecule: messenger RNA, 2487 nt
Organism: Symbiodinium pilosum
Lineage: Eukaryota; Dinophyceae; Suessiales; Symbiodiniaceae
Source: the annotation of a GenBank genome assembly
AUGGCACAGAUUUCAGUUCGACUUCAAGCUGGUUCACGCGCUGCCACAGCUAGUGCCGUGCCUGGCGCAGCUUGUUGUGUGGUUGGUAGUAGUUCAUCAUUGGGGAGUUGGGAUCCAAAAGCAGCGCCCAAGCUUCAGCUUGUCCAGAGAGGCGGGCCUGCAUGGGAAGGUAUCGUGGAAGAUGCUCUUGCUUGUGCUGGCCAAGACUUCAAGUUCUGCAUUUGGAAUGGGCAAACUCAUGAUUACGUAUGGGAAGAAAAUGGUCCAUUGCAUGUCAUGCCGACAGCGGGCUGUCGAUUGCAAGCUGUUUUUGAAGAUGGAUCUGCCGACGUGACGGCUGCAGUCGUUGCUCACAAUCCUUCCACACGUUGGCAGGUUGCAGGUGGUGUUGACACCGGCGGAAUAUUAGUGCGAGAUGGCCGCCCGUUGACGUCAUCGGAGCUGGGCAGAUUGGGCACGGGAGCCCUUGUUGAGGAGCUGGAGCUGGUCAACGACAGACUGCACUACCAGAAGUUGUCCGGAGACGGACCUGCAAAAGGUUGGGUCAGUUUGCAACUGAAAGGCAAGGAGCUGAUGAGAAAGAUUUCCGAUGGCACGAAUCAGAAUCCAGCAGCAGUGCCAUCACAGACCUCCGGGCCGGAGGUAUCCACAGGAAAACUCACACUUCAAGUCAAGGUGGAUCACGCUCGGUCUCCGAAGGCAGCAGAAGCCAGCAGGCUGCAGGGCACCGUGUGCUGCCUGGUUGGUGCUCCUCCUGCACUGGGCGCCUGGGAUCCCAAGCAGUCACCCAAGCUGUCGAAGCACCGUCUGGAUGGUGCGACCACGAUAUGGGAAGGCUCCCUCGAUGGCCUGCAGGUUGAAGCGGGCACUGAGUACAAGUACUGCAUCCUGCACAUGGCCAAGAACCUCUACAUCUGGGAGGAAUCCGGCCCCAUGCAUCUCUGGCCAACAUCGGCAGCAUUGCAUGAUUUUGAGGCUGGCCAGGCAGAGGUGACUUCGCUUGGCACAUGGCCGCCGCCAGCGAAGAUUCCACAGGUGCCUUCUGCGGCUGAGCUGGGCACAGGAAUUGAAGUUUGGAUUCCCUGGAGCCGCUGCAGACGGUCAGAAAAGGUGCCGCACAGUGUCUUGCAUGCCUUUCACUGGCCUUUUGCCUUGACGUUGGAGCGCAUUCGUGACAUAGGCGAGCUGGGAUUCGCUGGUGUGCAAGUUAGCCCAGCUCAGAAAUCCAAGUCGGGCGGUGAGUGGUGGACUCGCUAUCAGCCACAAGACUACCUGAGCAUUGAUGGCUUGGGUUCUUGGGACGAUCUGCGAAAGCUCAGCACGGAAGCCGACCACCAGGGCCUUGUUGUGAUAGCUGAUGUAGUCUUCAACCACAUGCUGGUCGUUGCCAGCUGUGAAGAGUGGAAAAGGGCACAAAGCUCCGAGAAACAAAUUGCUGCUUUAAAGCGUCGCUUAGAUGAUGCUGUUGGCCCUGUCCUGGAUGCUGAAGACUUUCAGUGGCCUUGGUUCGAGAUGAGUGGAGAGCACUGGGACAACGAGAAUCGCUAUGAGGGUUGGGGCAACGGCGAGUGGUCGGAGUUGAAUCAUUCUGAGAAGGUGGUCAAAGUUCAGCAGCAGCACUUGCAGUUGUUGUUGGAUGCAGGUGUGCGCUGCUUCCGUUUCGACGCUGUCAAGCACAUGCGUCCUGCACACCUUGCAGAGCACAUGGACUAUUUAAAGAAAUCUGGAAAGCUGUUAUUUGCAUAUGGUGAAAUCUUGAGUGUAGAUGCUUCAAUGCAUUACGAGUAUAUGCAGUCAUUGGCCAUGCCUUCCACAGACUUCCCCCUGGCCGUCUAUAUGUACCAUGUUCUCAAGGAUGGUGCAAAGGCAGCUCAAGAAGGCGUGGCUGUUUCGUGUGCAAAAGCUGCGCGAUCUGAAGGUCUGCGGAUUAGAAAUGCCGACGGCGACAACAAUCCUUGUCUCUGCAGCGAUUCUGUACGUUUCGCAAGAAACCACGACACGGUUAUGAACCCUGGAUCAUUCUAUGGGCUCACAGGUUCAUGCCAUUCCUCGCGCACAUGCUGGGCCUGGCUUCUUUCUCUUCAUGAUGGCUGCGUCCUUGUCUACCCUGAGGACUUGCAGAGCGAGGUGAGCGGGCCGCUGAUCUGCAGAGCGCUUCGCUUUCGCUCAAAGCUGGCCAAAGUUGCGGCCAGCUCCGAAGUGGGUCUGCUUUGUGCCGAUUCCAUUGGCCCGCCAGGCGGCCCUCCUAGCCUUCUACUGGUGGCACUUCGCGACGCUCACGGAGCUCUUUGCGGGUUGAGCUUGGUCAACCUGCAACAAGUGGCGAUCACGGUGACUUCGUGCUCGCUGUUCCGACAAUUAGGCAAAGCUGCUUUCCAGGACGAACAAGGUAACUCUGUGCAGCUUUGUGAUGGCAGAAUAGAACCCAGCAGAGGUUCUGUUUCUAUCCCACCACAGGAUGCUGCCUUCCUUUUGGCCACGACGUGA